AUGGCUGGAAAAAAGUACACUUUAAAAUCAAAUCUAUCUCUCUUUUUAAGAGUCUAAAGUGUAUGCGCAGGAGGUAUUUAUUAAGGUUAUGUUUUAACUGAAAUGCUCUUUACUGGAAUGUACAUUCUAAGUAUGAAUGGAAUUUAGAUAUUUGAAGAAAGUUAGAAUGAAAAAUAAUUAACUGAACAAACUCGUUUGCUUUGUCUUUUGAUUGGACCUAUUUUUUGUGUCUCUGGAUUUAUUAUUUCUUAUUUCAUUCCUCUCUUUACUGCAAAAAUUGAAAGGCGCUAAUGCAUGAUUAUUUCUGAUAUUAUUUUCAUAACUGCUACAAUUCUAACAUAGAUUCCCUCCUUGUAUGUAUUUGUAAUAGCUCGUUUUCUCAUGGGAGCUACAUGCGGAAUAGAUCUAAUAGUAACCCCUCUUUAUAUCCGUGAGAUAUCUCCAGAUCACAUUUCUUCAAAAACGGAGUCUCUUUUCUAGGCAAAUAUUUCACUUGGAAUAUUAUUAGCAUUUUUUAACUAAAUUCCAAUGGAAAAUUUCACUGAUAACGAUUAAGAAAUUGGUAACUACUGGCAUUUUAUCUUUCUAUUUCCUGCUAUCUUUUCUAUAAUAAGAUUGCUUUCUCUAGUUUUUAUAUAUAAGAAAGAUACCCCUUAUUAUUAUUACAGAAAAAAACAAUUAAUCCAAGGAAGAGAAGCCUUAGAAUUAAUCUACUAAGAUAAAUGCAUACUCGAAUUAGAAUAAUAGUAUCUUGUACCAGGUUCUUUUGAUAUUAAUGAAAUAUAAACAGAACUACAAAUUGGGUCAUGUUAAGAUGUCGAAAGCUCAGAACAAGCAAAUAAUUUCAAUUCUUUAGUAAGCGAAGAAAUCAAUAUAAUUUAAGAUUAUGGUAAAUCUUAUAAAAAUCGCUUGAGGGUUGGAAUACUAAUUAAUUUUUGUCAAGAAAUGUCUGGAGGAACUGCUGUAAUAGGUCUCUCUGGGUCAGUCAUUGGACUUCUAACAGACAAUCCUGAAAUGGAAAGAUGCUUGAUUCUUGGUUCUUAUGUUUUCAAUUUAUUUGUAUCUACUUUAGGUGUUGCCUUUGACCGUAAGUUAGCUCGUAAGAAAUAUCUUGUAGGAGGAUUCCUACUUUGUUCCAUAUGUUAGUUUAUUAUGGCCAUAAUUAGUAGUUGUUUUAAUAAUUUGAAGGAAAAUCUAACUCUCUAGUUUACCUUUUUCAUGUUCUUAUUAUUCUUUUAUGCAUCAUUCAACUUUACUAUAGGUCCUGUUACUGUCAUAUUGACUUCUGACAUUCUAAAAGAUAGAGGUUUCAGUUACAGCAUUAUGGCAAACUGGCUUGGCCACUUCUUUUCCUUUGUAUUGCUUGUCAAUCCUUAUCAAUAUAUUAAUCACAUUAUUUAUGGAUUUUUUGGCUUUUUAGGCUUCUUGUUUUCAAUGAAAUAUAUUGUUGAAACGAGGUGGUUCAACUUUAGCAAUCUUUAAGAAAUUUAUAAGGAUAUAUAAAAAAAUUAAUAAUAAAAUUUGAAAGUAAAACCUACUAAUGAAAAAACUACCAUUUAAUAAAAUUUACUUCAAAAUAGUGAUUAAAUUCAAUGA
This is a messenger RNA of Tetrahymena thermophila SB210, 1596 nucleotides long. RefSeq names its product MFS transporter. The record is from RefSeq and is a predicted model, not a curated record. Gene Ontology annotation, molecular function: carbohydrate:proton symporter activity. Lineage: Eukaryota; Ciliophora; Oligohymenophorea; Hymenostomatida; Tetrahymenidae. The transcript has a single exon. Gene Ontology annotation, biological process: carbohydrate transport; transmembrane transport. Gene Ontology annotation, cellular component: membrane.